This is a messenger RNA of Eruca vesicaria subsp. sativa (arugula), 1396 nucleotides long. NCBI's taxonomy places the organism in Eukaryota, Viridiplantae, Streptophyta, Magnoliopsida, Brassicales, Brassicaceae. The record is from the annotation of a GenBank genome assembly.
AACACUUAUCUCUUUUCUCUCUUCCCGGUGCUCCUUUACAAUGGGAGGCGUCACCGUCGUGUCUCUCGUCUUUCUUCUCAUUGCCACCGCCAGUUCCGCCGCUGUCCCCUUCCGUGACGGUAUGUUACCGAACGGUGACUUCGAGCUAGGACCAAAACCAUCAGACUUGAAAGGAACCGAAGUAAUAAACAAGAUGGCAAUCCCGAACUGGGAAGUGACAGGAUUCGUCGAGUACAUAAGCUCAGGACACAAACAAGGAGACAUGCUUCUCGUUGUCCCCGCAGGAAAGUUCGCAGUCCGGCUCGGAAACGAAGCGUCCAUCAAACAAAGACUUAAAGUGGUGAAAGGAAUGUAUUACUCUCUCACUUUCAGCGCCGCGAGGACUUGCGCUCAAGACGAGAGGCUCAACAUCUCCGUGGCACCUGACUCUGGGGUCAUUCCUGUGCAGACGGUGUAUAGUAGCAGUGGGUGGGAUCUAUACGCUUGGGCGUUUCAGGCGGAAAGUGAGGUUGCUGAGAUAGUGAUUCAUAAUCCAGGUGAAGAAGAGGAUCCAGCUUGUGGUCCUCUCAUUGAUGGUGUUGCCAUGAGAGCUCUUUACCCUCCCCGACCAACAAACAAGAACAUUUUGAAGAACGGAGGAUUUGAAGAAGGUCCACUAGUACUACCAGGCUCAACCACAGGAGUUUUAAUCCCACCGUUCAUAGAAGACGACCACUCUCCUCUACCCGGUUGGAUGGUUGAGUCUCUCAAAGCCGUCAAGUACGUAGACACAGAACACUUCUCAAUCCCACAAGGUCGCCGAGCCAUCGAGCUAGUAGCGGGCAAAGAGAGUGCCAUAGCUCAAGUAGCUAGGACCAUCAUUGGGAAGACUUACGUCCUUUCAUUCGCAGUUGGAGACGCUAACAACGCUUGUAAAGGAUCAAUGGUGGUUGAGGCUUUUGCAGGAAGAGAUACCCUUAAGGUACCUUACGAGUCUCGUGGCACUGGAGGUUUUAAACGAGCUUCUAUCAGGUUUGUGGCGGUCUCGACAAGAACUAGAGUUAUGUUUUACAGCACUUUCUAUGCUAUGAGGAGUGAUGAUUUCUCGUCUUUGUGUGGGCCUGUGAUUGAUGAUGUUAAGCUUUUAAGUGUUCGUAAGCGGUAGAUUGAAUGAAAACUUGUUACAGGAAAUGAAGUGUGUGGGUUUUUAUUUUCAUAAUAUAUUUGUCUUUUGGUGUGUUCUUGAUUUUAUUCAAAAGAGAUGUAAAAGGUGAGGUUUAUUUAGGGUUUAUAUUGUAUUUUCUUGUAUGAGAAGGCACAUGAUGGUUGCCAUCUCCUUAUAUAUGUAUGUAGGCCCUUUAUAGAGAGUUGUCUACAAACUUACAAGAAUAAAAAGUCAGCAACAUUAAGUUGAUUG